Anolis carolinensis (green anole) is the source of this 7596-nucleotide messenger RNA. RefSeq names its product aspartate dehydrogenase domain containing (gene aspdh). The transcript is spliced from 8 exons. Gene Ontology annotation, biological process: NAD+ biosynthetic process. Bases 6239 to 7078 code for a protein of 279 amino acids. Gene Ontology annotation, molecular function: L-aspartate dehydrogenase [NAD(P)+] activity; NADP binding. The record is from RefSeq and is a predicted model, not a curated record. Lineage: Eukaryota; Metazoa; Chordata; Lepidosauria; Squamata; Anolidae.
AACCUUCAAGUCACAAGGCUUUUAUCCCCUAGGCCACCGGAGGCUCCAUUUGUCCUAUCAAGCAAUAUGUAUGCAUAUGUGUACAUGUCUGUGUAAAUUUUACACAUGAUAUGAGAUAUUUGAGCAAGAAUUCUGCUGCUGCUUCUUCACGAAUAGCCAUCUUGCACCAGUCAACAACACCAACAAAAAACCAAACACAUGUGCUUUUUCCCUUUUUUGUAGUAAAUUGCAAGUGUUCGUAUGGUUUCCAGAAAGCCAUGAGAUUUUUGGUGCAAGACUGCUGUUUUUGCACACAAUGCAGCAAAACGGCACAACAUUCUCACAACUAUGUUAUUCUUCCCAAUGGAAGACACAUCUACACUGUAGAAUUAAUGCAGUUUGACACCACUUUAACUGCUAUGGCUCAAUAAUUUUAAAUCCUGGGAUUUGUAGUUUGGUGAGGCAGUAGCACUCUGGCAGAGAGAAGACUAAAGGCCUUAUAAAACUACAACUCACAAUUCCAUUGAGCCAUGACAAUUAAAGUGGUGCUAAGUUGCGUUCAUUCAACAGUGUGGAUGCAGCCUGCCAGAAACUUUGCUUUUGCUAGAAAACCAAACAGCAUAAAUGUGUUAUUCCUACACCUGACCCACGUCUCUUUCACUAUGCGCUAAGUGACUCUGUGAACCAUUACCAGGGUUGUUUUCAUUGGUGGGCAAAGUUCACCAAAUUCAAUAAUUCAUUUUCAUUUUUCACAAAGGAAACAGAAGGGGGGGGGGACUAAGGCUGAACUUGCACAGAUGGUCCAAGCUCAAUUCUCCAACAAGUCCACAGUGUAGGGGAUUUGAACUAAAGGCACCAAGCUCAAACUUUGAGCCUCGGAAACCUGCACGCCAUCUGCUGGACCAGGGUGACCCUUUACCAGCCUGCUGCCUCUAGGAACCAUCUAUGCAGACAAAACAAGACCGAGAAUGAGUGUGUGUCUAUUUCAAAGGCCCUAUCCUAUUCUUUCAGGAUGAAAAAAACAAACGGGGAAAAGAUGUGAAGAUGGUAUUAUGCUGCCAAACAACUUCUUUCCUGCAGCAGCAGGGAUCCAGCUAGAAAUACAUUAUGAUGAUGAGAACACCUCCUGGGUGGGUCAGGUUUUCUUCUUAGAAAUGCCCAGAGCAUCUGUCUCUUUUAUCUACUUCCCAGGACUGGGGAACCUACUGUAUGUCCUCAUAUAUAAGUUGAUUUCAUGUAUAAGUUGAGGGCAAUUUUCAGAGCCAAAAUUAUGGAUUUUAUAUGAUCCGUAGAUAGUCAAAGACAGAGAGAGUACAGAGAGUCGAUGCUUCUUUUAGGUACUUGUAGGACUAAGCUCUCACCUUUCGCCACUCUACUCAGAGAAGGAGGUGGUUCCUUGUUUGAUAAGAGUUAUGGUACGGUGCUUACAUUGAUAAGUCAUCCCAUGUUUUGAGGUUGAUUUUUAACUAAAUCUUCUAGCCUUGUAAAUGUGUAUGCCCCUGAAUAAACCAAUGAGCAUAAAUACUAGUCAUACUAGCUAGUGCAGUGGUUCUUAACCUGUGGGUCCCCAGAUGUUUGGCCUUCAAUUCCCAGACAUCCUAACAGCUGGUAAACUGGGAUUUCUGGGAAUUGGAGGCCAAAACACCUGGGAACCCACAGACUGAGAAGCACUGGGCUAGUGGAUCCUGAGAGUUGUAAUUUUCCUAAUCUUCUUUCCUCUUCUUCCUCAAUUCUGUAUGACCUAUGGUAUUUAGGCUGUAUCUGGUUUCUUUGUGAAGGAACAAAAUCCAUCACUCCAGUCCACAUUGUUGUUUCACAUCACAUCUUUUGGGCCAUGUUGGCUGAGCACAAUGGGAGCUCUAGUCCAAUACAUCUGGUGGGUGCCAUCUUGGAGAAGCUGGUUUUUGCAUUUCAUAAAUAUCUGACCGAACAGGUAUUAGCACUCCAUUGCAGUGUGUAGUCUGCACAUAUAUUGCUAAAUUACAAAGAUAUUAUGUGGUGGAGUGGGGGGCAGACAGACCUUAGUCCCAGGGCGUGAAAUCACAUCUAGUAGCUCCUGCCAUCCCUUCUAAACCUGCACUUCUAACAUUUGGAGCAAAGUGACUGCUCCAGUAAGCACAGCAGUACCUUCAGAAACUCCAUCUGUUUGUUGUUUUCUGCCUGUUUAAACUGAUGAGAUCAUGGUUUCGUGAGGCCAGAAAGAGACAAUUAGCAUCUUUUGCAAAACCCGCAGCAGAGUAAGAGAGGUGGAAUCUCUGAGCAACACCUGUUUGCCUGGUGGCCGUCCUUUUAGCAGGGCUGCAGGAGAACUGGGCAACAUCUGGAGGUAGUUGUUAUGGGCAUGGGCAGGAGCAAAGGGAAAGCUGCAAUGCCUCCUGGUGGCAGGAGGGCCGAGGAUAGAUGGAGACAUCCGAGGAGGGAACAAACCAUGGAUACAUCCCUGAUGUGAAGAAAAAAGGUGCAGAGUAAAUCUAUGUGUCCUCAAACAUUUCACAGAUUAAGUGUGCAUCUACAUGUAGAAUUAAUGCAGUGACACCACUUUAACUGCCAUAGCUCAAUAGAGUUGACAUUUUAUGAAGUCUUUAGCCUUCUUUUCCAGACUGCUGAUACCUCACCAAACUAUAGAUUCUAUUAUUCCAUAUCUCUAAGUCAUGGCAGUUCAAGUGGUGUCAACUGCAUUACUUCUACAUCAGAAUUAUUGAAUUCUGGGCCUUACUAUUUUUUAUUGCCCAUUUUACAACUAUUUGUCCAUUUGGGGGUUAUUCUAACAUAGACACAAAAGAGUUCCUAUGAACUAUUCCUGUGUUCUUUCACGUAACUUACUCUAAGGAUGGUCUUGCCCAAUAAAAUCAGCAUAUUGUGCUAACAAGGGUUUAACAAACAUCCCCAAAAGUUUAUUUUCUUGGGGUGCAUCUAUACUGUAGAAUUAAUAUUUUAUUUUGGGAAGUAUAGAAACUGAAAAAAGUUUCUACAUCACUUUAACUAGUGUUUCAAUGCUUUGGAAUAAUGAGUGGUGGUUUUACAAUGUCUUUAGCCUUCCCUGCCACAGAAUUCUGGUGAUUCACCAAACUACAAAUCCCAGGAUUCCAUAGCAUUGAGCCAUGGCAGUUCAAGUGGUGUUAAACCACAUUAAUUUUACAGUGUAGAUCAGUGUUUCUCAACCUGGGGUUCGGGACCCCUGAGGGGGUCAUGAGGGGAUGUCAGAGGGGUCUCCAAAGACCAUCAGAAAACACAUAUUUAUGAUGGUCUUGGGAAUCUCUUUGGCAGAGAAGGCUGAAGAUCUCUAUGCAUGUCCUCAUCCUUUUUUGAAACAGACAGCAAAUCCUGUUAAUGUGGGUGAACUAUAACUCCCAACCUCUAAGAUCAGCCCCCUUGAAACCCCACCAGUAAUCAAAGUUUGGCAUGUUGGGUAUGCAUGGCAAGUUUAUUAGUUCCAUCACCAGUUUGGUACAGCCCCCCACCCCAACCCCACUGGUAUUCAAUGUUGGCCAUGUAGGUAGUGUGCCAAGCUUGGUGCAGAUCCACUGUGGACUGGGUUCAGGGUGCUCUUUGAUUGUAGGUUAACUAUAAAUUCCAGCAACUACAGCUCCCAAAUGACAAAAUCAAUCCUCCACCAGUGUUCAAAUUUGGCCGUAUCGGGUAAUUGUGCCAAAUUUGGUCCAGUGAAUGAAAAUACAUCCUGCAUAUCAGAGAUAUUUACAUUACAAUUCAUAACAGUAGCAAAAUGAUAGUUAUGAAGUAGCAACGAAAAUAAUUGUAUGGUUGGGGGUUACCACAACAUGUGGAACUGUUUUAAAGGGUCGCAGCAUUAGGAAGGUUGAGAACCACUGGUGUAAAUACACCCUUGAUAGGUAAAAAAGUGGUUGCUUCAGCGAGGAGAUGCUGGAAGGAGUGGAGACUGGCGAAAUGGCAUCAGAAUAUGGAUGUAUGUGGCCCUUCAAACAGCCACUUCUUACAGAUGUUGUGGCAGAAGCUGUAUUCCUGUGAGCCAUGAAGAGUCAGCUGUUAGUCUAGUCAGCUUCUGCAUAUGGAAUAUGGACAGAGCACCUGCUUGUCCUUUUCUUCACAUCACAAAAUGUCUCCAACCAAGGCAAAGUCCGCCACGGGUGAAAAAAGUCAAAAAACAGCCAUCUGCCUUGUCUUGCAUCCCGCUUCUGCAGAUUGGGAAACAAUUUCACGUAACUUUUAAGAAAACAAACAAAUGAACCAACACUGCCUCUUUUUUUCCUGAGGGAGUGGGGUACAAUUCUGGCUUCAAUCCUAUAUGCCUCAUUGAAUUUAACAGAGAUUACCAGCGAGUACAAAUGUGUUGCAUCAUACUGCAAGUUCCAUGGAGCCACAUUGCCCUGUCUAUUAACCACAUUUAGGAGCAAAUUCAACAUGACACUAAUUGCACGAAGGCAAUUAAUGUGCACUUUCAAAUAAUGUAAAGUGCUAGUGAGUGAGAGGACAUAGGCAGGCUUUGGGGAAGGAGAAUGUAACCCAUUAUUUUUAUGCUACAAUCCCGAUCCGCCUGCUUCUAAGAAAAAAAAAUCCAACAAAUGUUGACAUUUUGGUGCAAACAGCAACUGGAGGGGUGCUUUCUUUAGUUGAUGCCAAGGCAGGAUGGAAAGGGUUAACUUUCCCAUUUCCAACAACUUGGUUCUAAAAUUCCUCCCUGCUUAAUUCCUUACUGUGCUUGACCUUACAAACUUCCUACCUCCCUCCUGUACAUAUUAAUGCCAUUUGUGCAAUUAACUUUGGGUGCAUCUAUUCUACACUGUAGCAUUAAUGCAGUUUGACACCACUUUAACCAUCAGGCCUCAAGGCUGUGGAAUCAUGGGAGUUGUAUCUAUUUUAACCUUUGUAAACUGCCUUGUGUGCUAGACUUGAGGGCAUUAAAAGGCUGCAAAUAAAUGAAUAAAUAAAUAAUGACAAUGAUGGUAAUUUGUCUAUUAAAUUUAUUCAGCAGAUGUGCCAUCCACCGACAUUAUAAUCCUGUCUCCAACUCCACUUUCUAUUGGGGUCAUAGUUUACAGAGUGCAACAUCCUGUUUAUUGGUUGCCUACAAUUUCAUUGGUACGAUUGUUGAAAGUCAGCAUUUAUUAUUAAUAUUAUUAAUAAUAAUAAUAUACAGUAUUUACAUGGUGAUAAAAAAAGAACUUAAAAAAAUCCACACCGGCAACUAUGGGGAAGAUUAGAUGAAGUGGAAACAUGCCAAGGUGUCUACCAGGACUGGGAAUGAUAAUAGUCACCUGAAAUUAAAAGUGACAAGAGUGCUGUUAGGAUACUUCCUUAGGCUGUGACUAGAAAAUUGUGUCCUAAUGGGAAGACAUUGACACCAGGACCAAUGACACGAAGCAGGAGCAGCCUGUAUUAAUUACAGAGUUAUAUAUCUGGCACUUGUAAAGAUGGGCAAGGAGGACUGGCAAAGAGUACAUCUACACUGUAGAAUCAAUGCAAUUUGAAACCACUUGAACUGCCAUGGCUCUGUGCAAUGGAAUCAUGAGAGCUGUAGUUUAGUGUUAAUAACCUGCCUUAUUUGGAAUGUAUUAAAAGGGAGCAAAUCUGUGCUUUGAUCCAGAGGAUACGCAAGUGAACAUUGUGCAUGUCUCUUUGUACUUGAAAUGAUAGUGGAUUUAUGGAUUUGCAGAUUUGAUUAAAAAUGUUCUCUCUAGAAAUCUCUAGGUCCUUCAUUAUGGUGAAAUGAUGCUGGAGGUCCUGGAGAGGCAUAAUACCUCUCUUUAUGUACAUGGAACAUAAAUGAAUUUGAUUAGUUUAGAGUCCCGACUGCAAGAUAUUUCAUUAUGUACCUAUGUGCAAAAACAGGUACAGUAGAGUCUCACUUAUCCAACCUUCGCUUAUCCAAUGUUCUGGAUUAUCCAACGCAGUCUGCCUCCCACCCGGAUGCACAGUAGUUUCUCUAGGCAGCAAAGACUGAACUUUUUAUGGAUUUAAUUUUCGACAAUGUUGUUACUGUAAGUUCAUUUUAUGCAAUUCUAUCUUUAUUUGCAGUCAAUUUGUUAGUAGCCAAUGUUUUUGUAGUCAAUGUUUUCAAUACAUUGCAAUGUUUUGGUGCUAAAUUUAUAAAUACAGUAAUUACUACAUAAGGUUACUGUGUAUUGAACUGCUUUUUCUAUCAAUUUGCUGUAAAACAUAUAUUUUGGUGCUUAAUUUGUAAAAUCAUAACAUAAUUUGACAUUUAAUAGGCUUUUCCUUAAUACCUCCUUAUUAUCCAGCAUUUUCGCUUAUCCAAGGUUCUGCCGGCCCAUACACCAAAAUGUCAGAGAGCCAAAGGAAAAGGCGUGUUGGAAUUGUGGGCUAUGGACAUCUAGGACAGUACCUGGUGAAACGGCUCCAAGACGACGGCUUUCAACAUGGCUUGGAGCUGGCCUUUGUUUGGAAUCGAGAUUCCAGGAAGCUGGAGGGAAGUGUGCCAGCGGAGCUACGUUUGGAGAAGCUGGCAGACUUCUUGGCCUGCCAUCCUGACAUCAUCGUUGAAGUGGCCCACCCCUGCAUUGCUCGAGAAUAUGGGGUAUCCUUUCUCAAAACUGCAGAUUUCAUGGUGGGUUCACCAACAGCUCUAGCUGAUUCAGGCACCGAGCUUGAACUGCGUGAAACUGCAAGAAAGGCAGGGCACACACUCUAUAUUCCCAGUGGGGCUCUCUGGGGUGGCCAAGACAUCCAGCGACUGGACGAUGGAGGGAUGCUUCAGGCAUUAACAGUCACCAUGGUGAAACACCCUGACAGUUUUCGGCUUGGCGGGCACCUUGGGGAGCUGCUGCAAGGGGCCCGAAAGGAGCGGGUGGAGCUGUACAAUGGCCCUGUGCGCCAACUGUGUCCCCUGGCCCCCAACAACGUCAACACCAUGGCAGCAGCAUGUAUGGCUGCCUCCAGCCUGGGCUUUGAUGGUGUGAAAGGCUGCCUCAUAGCUGACCCCAACCUCCCUGACUGCCACGUGGUGGAGGUUGAAGCAACCGGGCCAGGAGGCUUCUCGGUCAACACCAGGCGCAAGAAUCCAGCUGCUUCUGGUGCUGUCACCGGAGCUGCUACUUUUGCUGCUUUCUGGAGCAGCCUGUUGGUAUGUCAAGGCCAUGGAGGCCGAGUCUAUCUCUGCUGAACCUGAAUGUUCACAAGAAAACAAGCUGAAAAUAACUGCUCCAGAGGUUCAAGCAAGGAAGGGAGUGGAUGACAAGAAAAACUGAUUGUAGGUGGCAUGUCUACAAUCCCCCCUUCCUUCCGCCUUCUGUACCUUAGUGCAUGUUUUAGUCCAUCAAUAAUACACAGAAUUGUCUACUAAUGCUGCAGCAAAUCCCACCAGCCUGUCCUCUCCUAUCAGAACUGUCUUUGAACAAAGGUAACAGGUCAGUUCCACCAUUUGGCAUACAAAAAUUAUAGGAGAUGCUGGAAGGAGAAAGGGGAAAAGUGAUUGUUGUGGUUCCAUGUUUAUGCCAGAAGACUCUCUUGUAUGUGGAGUAUGUAUGUGUUAGAAGUUGUGAAUUUUAAUCUUCAUUUCAUCAGUGGAUUUUUUUUAACUGUGUGUAUCUUAUUGUAUGUCUUUUAUCUCUUGUUCUGAUUAUGUUGUAUCCUGCCUCAAGCUGCAGGGAGAGGAGGAUAAUAAAUUUUUUUUUAUUAUUA